Aureobasidium subglaciale EXF-2481 is the source of this 447-nucleotide messenger RNA. RefSeq lists its product as uncharacterized. Lineage: Eukaryota; Fungi; Ascomycota; Dothideomycetes; Dothideales; Saccotheciaceae. The transcript has 2 exons. The coding region runs from base 1 to 390 and encodes 129 amino acids. The record is from RefSeq and is a predicted model, not a curated record.
AUGGCUCGAUCCAAGCUCCUAUCCACUGCCUACAAGUUGAUUGACGGUUUUAACGCCUGGGACGAGGAUCUCAUCUUCGGUUGUCGUACUGAAGACUGCCGUCAUCAGUUCUGGCCCCCACGCACACCCGAUGCCCAAGGGAGCGACAACGCCGAGGCACGUCAACAUUUCCUGGAUACCAAAGACAUCUUCAAAAAUUUCCACGUCGACGUUUUGGAGACUGCCGAAGACCCAGAAAAGCAUCGUGUUGUCAUGUUUGCCCACGCCGAGAUGGACACUGCCGCUGGUGGAAAGAUCCUGGACUACAUUCUCCUGAUCGAUGUGGACGACACGAACGACAAAAUCAAGCGUAUUCUCCAAUCCACUCAAACUAAGGACAAGCCCGCAUGAGCAUAUCAACGUAGUUGGCAAGCACUCAUCACUUUGACCGGUCUCGUUUUAUCUCCA